This is a messenger RNA of Alosa alosa (allis shad), 1738 nucleotides long. RefSeq names its product peroxisomal biogenesis factor 16 (gene pex16). The transcript has 11 exons. Bases 109 to 1131 code for a protein of 340 amino acids. Gene Ontology annotation, cellular component: peroxisomal membrane. Lineage: Eukaryota; Metazoa; Chordata; Actinopteri; Clupeiformes; Clupeidae. The record is from RefSeq and is a predicted model, not a curated record. Gene Ontology annotation, biological process: peroxisome organization.
ACGGAAGUACAUUCGCUGUUGCUUGAUUUCGUGUGUGUUUUUCCCUGGUUUUUCCCCCCAAAAUACAUCUACCAUGCUUAGGGAAUAAGGAAGUAAAUCGUUAGCAAAAUGUCUAAACUUUAUUUGGACAAAUGUAUUCGUCUUUAUGAACGUUACCAACAAUAUGUCACUCAGAACCCUGCCGCCACUGCAAAACUGGAAAGUACAGUUCGAACACUGUCCUACCUGAUUGCUGGACGGUUUGCAGACUCACAUGAGCUAUCGGAGUUGGUGUACUCAGCAUCCAACCUGUUAGUUCUACUGAAUGAUGGAAUUCUUAGAAAGGGACUCUGCCGAAAUUUGCCUAUGUCCCUGUCUCAGCAAAGGCUUCUGACGUGGCUAUCAGUACUUGAGUAUGUAGAGGUCUUCACUGAGAUGGGGGCGUCCAAACUGUGGGGAGAAGGGGGCCGCUGGCUGGUCAUUGUUCUCAUUCAAAUUGCCAAGUCUGUCUUACGCGUCCUGUUGUUGUUCUGGUAUAAAUCAGGAAUACAGACGUCACCCCCUAUUAUUCCCUUGGACAGAGAUUCAGACUUGUGCAAAAGAGAAGAAGAUAAAGAGGACUGCAGUAAUGAUCAAUUCCACGUGGGUCAGCGGACUGGGAGGGUGAUCCGAACACUAAGUACGACCCCGCCUAUGCAUGCUUGUGUAUGGGGAGCUCCACAGAAAGAGUGGAUGAACAACCAGGUGUCAGAGGACCUGCAGCCCAGUCCCACCCCUCUGGGUCUACAGGAGACUAUAGCAGAGGCCCUGUACAUCGGACGGCCACUAGUGCACUUGCUUUGCCUGGGAGCAUGCGGCAGACGCUCAUGGAAACCAUGGGUCGUCUCUGGAAUUCUAGAAAUAACCAGUUGUAGUUUAUUAAAUGAGAUGAAGACAUUAAACCGGAGGGAGCGGGCAGAGCUGAGAAGGAGAGCUUUUCUCCUGCUCUACUACCUACUGCGCUCACCAUUCUAUGACAAAUACUCAGAGACAAAGGUUUUAUUUUUGCUGAGAUUUCUGACAGAUAAUAUUCCCGGAGUGGGCCUGAUUGCACGGCCUCUGAUGGAAUACCUCCCUGUUUGGCAGAAGAUCUACUUCUACAACUGGGGCUGAAGUAGUGAAGAUGAAGGCUCACUCGCAUGUGGCCUGGGAAUGCCCUGAGCAGAUUGCUGCUGAGACACACAAGGUCUCGAUCACCACACAGUACCUGUGCCAGAUCAUCGUUGAUUUCAUUCUCUGUGGACUCUCCAAUGAGUGUAGGAUGUAGGCGUUGGCUUUUUGAAAGCCCCUGUGUGGUGAUAAUUAAAGCAUACACAUUAUUCUUUUAUGUGUUUGUUUGGUCACAUAGGGUGAUAACAUUUGCUUCUGAUUUAAUUUGUAAUUAAUGUUUUUUUUUAAAACUGUUAAACCAGUGCAAAAUGUGAAUGUAUUUUGUAAUUGUCCUGCAAGAGAUUUAUCUAGAAGAAAUCACAAUAAUGGACAAUGGAUUAAAAAUUCUGAAUCAUUACACAAUAAAAUAGCUCAUUCUUACAAAAUCUUGUCAUUUUUAGUUAGCCUAGCUAAUUAUGUUCACCCUCCCUGGACUAAUUUGGUUCACAACAUCUCAGAAGUACCAAAAUAUGUAUUUAUUUGUAUUGCUCUGAAUGAUGACCCCAGUAUUCCACAUGUAUUCUUGCUUGUUCUCCCAUGUAAAUAUGAAAUAAAUAGCCAAGCACUAUCA